Molecule: messenger RNA, 1512 nt
Organism: Rotaria sp. Silwood2
Lineage: Eukaryota; Metazoa; Rotifera; Eurotatoria; Philodinida; Philodinidae
Source: the annotation of a GenBank genome assembly
AUGUCGUCGUCAUCUCUUCGACAGCAUCAGCGUAAAUCAGUUAUGGUUGCUAGUGGACAUUCACCAUUAGGUAGACAUCACAGUGUUGCUGCUCCAGCACAUCAUCAUUCCUCAGCAACAUCAUUUGCAACUCAAAAAUUACACAAAUCACUUCCAUCACCAACAACAACAACAACAAAAACAACGACGACGGCAACAGCUAAUAUUUUAUAUGAAGAAGAUACUAGUCAAUUAGAUGAAAAAAGCUUAAAUAGUUUUUUCAGUUUCCAACAUCAACUUAGUAAUUUUCAUCAUUCAUCUCUAGAUCAAAAAAUGAAUGAGAUACAUAUGCCACGUUCAACACGUCAUUUAUGUGGUUCAAUUAUUCCUUUACAAUCAUCAACAUCGUCACCAAAUAUUGAUCGUCGUUCUAUAGAAAAUGAUCAUUUGCAUUCGCAUAUUUUCUCUUCUUUUUCAUUUCACAAACCUGAUCUUAAAUAUAGAAACUUGGGACGUAAUGGUUUGCGAGUAUCUCAAUUAGGCCUUGGUACUUGGGUUACAUUUGGUGGACAAAUAUCAGAUGAUGUUGCAGAAGAAUUAGUUACUGUUGCAUAUGAUAGCGGAAUUAAUCUAUUUGAUACAGCAGAAGUUUAUGCAGCUGGAAAAGCAGAAAUAACACUUGGAAAAGUUUUAAAAAAGAAAAAAUGGAGAAGGUCAAGUUAUAUUGUAUCAACAAAAUUAUUUUGGGGUGGAAAAGCUGAAACAGAAAAAGGACUUUCAAGAAAACAUAUUAUUGAAGGUUUAAGAGCUAGUCUUGAACGUUUACAAUUAGAUUAUGUUGAUAUUGUAUUUGCUAAUAAACCUGAUACCUCAGUACCCAUGGAAGAAAUUGUACGAGCAUUUACACAAGUCAUUAAUGAUAAUCUUUGUUUCUAUUGGGGAACCUCAAGAUGGUCACCAAUGGAAAUAAUGGAAGCUUAUUCAGUAGCUCGUCAAUUUAAUUUAAUCCCACCAAUAUGUGAACAAGCUGAAUAUCAUUUAUUUCAACGUGAUAAAGUUGAAGUUCAUUUACCAGAAAUAUAUCAUAAAAUAGGUAUUGGCACAAUGACAUGGUCACCAUUAGCAUGUGGUUUAUUAACUGGAAAAUAUGAUGAUGGUGUACCAUUACAUUCAAGAGCUGCACUUAAAGGCUACGGAUGGUUAAAAGAUAAAAUUUUAAAUGAUGAAGGUCGAAAACAACAAAGUAAAUUAAGAGAAUUAGCAGUUUUAGCAUCAAAAUUUGAUUGUACACUUGCUCAAUUAGCUAUUGCAUGGUGUUUAAAAAAUGAAAAUGUUCAUUGUGUAUUACUCGGUGCGUCAUCAGUUGAACAACUCUACGAAAAUAUUAAUUCAAUACAAGUUGUUUCAAAAUUAACUCCAUCAAUAAUGGCUGAUAUUGAUCGAAUACUUGGAAAUAAGCCCUCUGUACGAAUACCAACAAAAAGUGAAACAAAUUUUCAAACACAAAUUCAAAUACCACAACCACAGCGAUAA